This is a messenger RNA of Loa loa (African eye worm), 1331 nucleotides long. RefSeq lists its product as hypothetical. The record is from RefSeq and is a predicted model, not a curated record. The coding region runs from base 29 to 1189 and encodes 386 amino acids. The transcript has 9 exons. NCBI's taxonomy places the organism in Eukaryota, Metazoa, Nematoda, Chromadorea, Rhabditida, Onchocercidae.
UUUUUUUUUCGAAAAUCUGCAAUGCUCCAUGAAUUCAAUUCAUGGAUUUUUGCGCCGAUUCUUGCCAAAUCGAUUGAAUCGUAAUGGUGAUGAUUUCUCAUUUGAACUACUUCGUAGUGCUUCAGCUCAAGAGCUAAAAAAGCGGGAUAAUCUUAGGCAACAAUUAAUGUGGCCAAGGCCAACAAGUAGCCAUGAGCAUUUUCAUAUUAAUGCAACAAAUUUGGAAGGUGACGAAAUGAUUGAAAUACUUGGAGAAAAUGGUGAGAGAAUACGAAAUGAUGAAACGGCUCUUCUUGGAUUUGUUGAAUGUACAUCAGACGAGUAUAACAGAAUUGGUCCAUCAACCACAGAAUCAUUGUUAAAUCGAGCUAUUGCCGAAUGCAACAUCAUUCGUAGUAAUCCAUAUUUUUCAGAUGGAAUUUUAUUGAAAUGUAUUGAUUCAAAACCAUUAUAUUUGUAUUUGCAUUAUGCAUUAUUCAAAAAUCCUGAUCAUGAUAUGCGGAUUGCUCAAAUUGAUCAUGCAAUCCAUGAAUUACAUAAUCAACCUAAAACACAAUUUGGUGCAUAUGAUGAAACUUAUGCAAUUCAAAAGACUUCAUCACUUGCUGGUUACAAAUUACCAUCACAUCGACAUGCUGGUUAUAUUAUUAUAUUAUUCAAACUUCUUGAUGAACAAACUAGGCAUGAAAAUCUUGAAAAAUCAUGGUUAAGUUGGUCAGGUGCAAGAGAAAUUUACAAAUAUUCACCAAGAAGUUGGAAUUUGCGACGAAUUGUAUUGCAUAAAAUGCCAACAUCAAAAAAAAAAAAUUUUCGUCCAUUUGCAUAUGUUUUAUUUUGUGAAUUUGGCAAUAUAUUAAAUCCAUCAAAUCGUUUACAAGCAUUAAAUAUGGUGGAACGAUUAAGGGUACGAAAUUGUGGUUAUAUAUCACUUUAUCAGGUACAAUGGUCAUAUGGACGUAUAUCAAAUUCCCAUGAAACACCAUCCAAUUCACAAGAAUUACUAUCAGUACCGGAAGGAAAAUGGGAACGGAACCUGAUGUUACGGGGCUUUUCACAAGAAGUUGAACCAACGACCACUGAUAUAUCGAAACCUGCAAACAAUCGUAAACAUAGUAGUCGAUCAAUGGGAAUGCAAAGUGAUAAACAAUCAGUGUUUCACAGUUAUCAUCAUUUUGGUGAUUUUGGAUAAUUUGAACGAAAAGAAAAAAAAAGCGGAAAUAACAUAGGUGAUCAUUUAACAUAUUUAUUUCAUACCUUGUUAUAAUAAGUAUAAUUAAAGCUAUUAAGUACAAUGAAAUGGAAAAAUAUAAUUGAAAUAUACGGUAUAUGAG